Phaeoacremonium minimum UCRPA7 is the source of this 1014-nucleotide messenger RNA. RefSeq names its product putative swr1-complex protein 5 protein. The transcript is spliced from 2 exons. The record is from RefSeq and is a predicted model, not a curated record. NCBI's taxonomy places the organism in Eukaryota, Fungi, Ascomycota, Sordariomycetes, Togniniales, Togniniaceae. Bases 1 to 1014 code for a protein of 337 amino acids.
AUGCCGCGCGAAAUCCCCCAAGAAGAAGAAGAAGACUACGCUUCCUCCGAGGACUCGGAUUUCGCGCCUGAUGAGGCCGCCGAGCGCGAACAGUCGGAGGCUUCUGAAGAUGAAGAGGGCGCCGCCGAGAAGCCCGCGCCAUCGGCGAAGAGGAAACGCGCUGCGGGCGAUGACGAGGCAGAGGACGCCGGCUUCGAGAACUCCGGCGAUGAGGCCAUCAUAGAAAAAGGCAAGAAGCGGCGGAAGAAGGGCAAAGCGGCCGAACGCGACGAUGACGAGGGCGGGGAAGGCGGCUUGAUUAAGACGCGCAGCAUGCGCGCCGCUGCAAAGGAGGAGAAGAAAGCGCGAGUAGUGAGCGGGCCGGUUACAGUCGAUGUCGACGCGCUGUGGGCGCAGAUGACUGCCGGCCCAGCAGUCCCUUCGACGACAGCCGGGCAAGAGAAGGCGGAUGGCCAGGCCACUGCAGAUGGCGAAUCGGCAACGAAAGACCUCCCAGACACCGACCAUGACAGACAGAAUGGCGAGACAAGCAAGGACAAAGAGUCGGCCGAGAUGAUCAAGAUCAAACGCACGUAUAACUUCGCAGGCAAGGUGCACACAGAAGAAAAGAUGGUUGCGCGGGACUCGGCAGAGGCAAAGCUUUAUCUGGCUUCUCUAGGCGAAAAUGUCGAUCCUGAAGCGGAUGAUGCGCCGCAGAGGCGGAUGCCGAAGAAGGCUUUCAGAUCGGCAUUUGAGCCCAUCAUAGACCAGCUGAACCAACGAACGGACCUGAACUUGGGCAUGACUGUCAGGCUGAAGGCACGAGAGAUGGCAAAGGAAGCGAAGAAGCUCAACGUGGUGGAGAAGAGCAAGAUGGACUGGGCCGGCUUCGUGGACAAGGAGGGCAUCAAGGACGAGUUGGCGCUGGCGGGCAAGUCAAAGGACUCGUAUACGGCGCGCCAGGACUUCUUGGCUCGAAGCGAAGCAAGGAGAGAAGAGGAUGCAAGAAGGGCCAGACUGGCUGGCAAAGUGUAA